GGGAUCAGCUGAGGCUGAGGCAAGCCGGGAGGAGAGGAGGGCGGCCCAGGGGGCUGGCGGCUGGGCUGGCUCUGGCUCCCCGGCAUGAGCAGCGUCCACCUACCGCAGCCAACACCCUUCUUUCACCCCAGGUCCUUCUCAGCCUCCGGCCAGACUCUCCCUGGGCAGGGCUGAGGCUCCUCUCCUCCGCUCCCCACUUCUGCCUGGAACGCUCACCAUGGGGACACCUACCAGGAGGAAAUCACACUUGCUAAUGCUGGCCGCUGUGGCCCUUGUCUCCACUCCAGCUUGGAGCUCAGCCUGGGGAUCCCCGGCCACCUUUGGGCCUGUCUUUGAAGACCAGCCCCUCGGUCUGCUAUUCCCAGAGGAGUCCACAGAGGAGAAGGUGACACUGGCAUGCCGUGCCCGGGCCAGCCCUCCGGCCACCUACAGGUGGAAGAUGAAUGGCACCGAGAUGAAGCUGGAGCCAGGCACCCGCCACCAGCUGGUUGGGGGCAACCUGGUCAUCAUGAACCCCACCAAAGCCCAGGACGCCGGCGUCUACCAGUGCCUGGCCUCCAACCCAGUGGGCACCGUUGUCAGCAGGGAGGCUGUCCUCCGCUUUGGCUUCCUGCAGGAAUUCUCCAAGGAGGAGCGAGACCCAGUGAAAACCCACGAAGGUUGGGGUGUGAUGUUGCCCUGUAACCCACCCGCCCACUACCCAGGCUUGUCCUACCGCUGGCUCCUCAACGAGUUCCCCAACUUCAUCCCUACGGACGGGCGUCACUUCGUGUCCCAGACCACAGGGAACCUGUACAUUGCCCGGACCAAUGCCUCAGACUUGGGCAACUACUCCUGCCUGGCCACAAGCCACAUGGAUUUCUCCACCAAGAGCGUCUUCAGCAAGUUUGCUCAGCUCAACCUGGCUGCAGAAGACACCAGGCUCUUUGCCCCCAGCAUCAAGGCCCGGUUCCCAGCAGAGACCUAUGCACUGGUGGGGCAGCAGGUCACCCUGGAGUGCUUCGCCUUCGGGAACCCCGUCCCCAGGAUCAAGUGGCGCAAAGUGGAUGGUUCCUUGUCCCCACAGUGGGCCACAGCCGAGCCCACCCUGCAGAUCCCCAGCGUAGGCUUUGAGGACGAAGGCACCUACGAGUGUGAGGCGGAGAACUCCAAGGGCCGCGACACCGUCCAGGGCCGCAUCAUCGUGCAGGCUCAGCCCGAGUGGCUCAAGGUGAUCUCAGACAUGGAGGCUGACAUCGGUUCCAACCUGCACUGGGAAUGCGCAGCCGCCGGCAAGCCCCGGCCCACAGUGCGCUGGCUUCGGGAUGGGGAUCCUCUGGCCUCCCAGGCCCGGGUAGAAGUGCUGGCCGGGGACUUGCGAUUCUCCAAGCUGAGCCUAGAGGACUCAGGCAUGUACCAGUGUGUGGCGGAGAACAAGCACGGCACCAUCUACGCCAGUGCCGAGCUGGCCGUGCAAGCACUUGCCCCCGACUUUAGGCUGAAUCCUGUAAGGCGUCUGAUCCCCGCAGCCCGAGGGGGAGAGAUCGUUAUCCCCUGUCAGCCCAGGGCAGCUCCGAAGGCCGUGGUGCUCUGGAGCAAAGGCACUGAGAUUUUGGUCAACAGCAGCAGAGUGACUGUAACUCCGGAUGGCACCUUGAUCAUAAGAAACAUCAGUCGGUCAGAUGAAGGCAAAUAUACCUGCUUUGCUGAGAAUUUCAUGGGCAAAGCCAACAGCACGGGCAUCCUGUCUGUGCGAGAUGCAACCAAGAUCACUCUAGCCCCCUCGAGUGCCGACAUCAACUCGGGAGAUAACCUGACCCUGCAGUGCCACGCCUCCCACGACCCCACCAUGGACCUCACCUUCAUCUGGACCCUGGACGACUUCCCCAUCGAUUUCGACAAGCCUGGGGGUCACUACCGAAGGGCCAGUGUGAAGGAGACGGUUGGGGAUCUGACCAUCAUGAACGCCCAGCUGCGCCACGGUGGGAAGUACACAUGCAUGGCCCAGACGGUGGUGGACAGUGCAUCUAAGGAGGCCACAGUCCUGGUCCGAGGUCCGCCAGGUCCCCCAGGAGGCGUGGUUGUGAGAGACAUCGGUGACACCACUGUCCAGCUCAGCUGGAGCCGUGGCUUUGACAACCACAGCCCCAUUGCCAAGUACACCCUGCAAGCUCGCACUCUACCUGCAGGGAAGUGGAAGCAGGUUCGGACCAAUCCCGCCAACAUCGAGGGCAACGCCGAGACCGCCCAGGUGCUGGGCCUCACGCCCUGGAUGGACUAUGAGUUCCGGGUCUCAGCCAGCAACAUCCUGGGCACUGGGGAGCCCAGUGGGCCCUCCAGCAAAAUCCGGACCAAGGAAGCAGCCCCUUCGGUGGCACCCUCAGGUCUCAGAGGAGGUGGUGGAGCCCCUGGAGAGCUCAUUGUCAACUGGACGCCCAUGUCCCGGGAGUACCAGAACGGAGACGGCUUCGGCUACCUGCUGUCCUUCCGCAGGCAGGGCAGCACUAGCUGGCAGACCGCGCGGGUGCCCGGCGCCGAUGCCCAGUACUUCGUCUACAGCAACGAGAGCGUCCGGCCUUACACGCCCUUUGAGGUCAAGAUCCGCAGCUACAACCACCGCGGGGAUGGGCCUGAGAGCCUCACCGCGAUCGUGUACUCGGCUGAGGAAGAGCCCAGGGUGGCCCCUACCAAGGUCUGGGCCAAAGGGGUCUCAUCCUCAGAGAUGAACGUGACCUGGGAACCGGUGCGGCAGGACAUGAAUGGUAUCCUCCUGGGGUACGAGAUCCGCUACUGGAAAGCCGGGGACAAAGAAGCAGCUGCUGACCGAGUGAGGACAGCAGGGCUAGACACCAGUGCCCUAGUCACCGGCCUACACUACAACACCAAGUACCACGUGACUGUGAGGGCCUACAACCGGGCCGGCACUGGGCCGGCCAGCCCUUCCGCCAAUGCCACGACCGUGAAGCCCCCUCCACGGCGACCCCCUGGCAACAUCUCCUGGACUUUCUCGAGCUCCAGUCUUAGUAUUAAGUGGGACCCUGUGGUCCCGCUCCGAAAUGAGUCUGCAGUCACAGGCUAUAAGAUGCUGUACCAGAACGACUUACACCCGACUCCCACGCUCCACCUCACCAGCAAGAACUGGAUAGAAAUUGCGGUUCCUGAAGACAUUGGCCAUGCCCUGGUGCAGAUUCGGACCACAGGGCCAGGGGGGGACGGGGUCCCGGCAGAAGUCCACAUCGUGAGGAAUGGAGGCACAAGCAUGAUGGUGGAGAACUCGGCAGGCUGUCCAGUCCCACAUCCUGGCACCGUCCUUUGUCACUCCGUGGCGACGCUGAUCCUCAUAGGCUACCUGGAGCUCUGAUCUCGGCACCCCUCCCUCUCUGCCACAGCUGGACACCCACCGCCGUUGGACACAGCCAGCUGGCCCCAGUCCCUUCCCAAUGCCAAGGUGGCCCAACACUGUGCCUGAGAAUGACUGGUUUUAAAUACCUACUUUAAACAGUGCCCUUUUCGUAGGAGGUAGGAUAUUUCAUAUUCUGCCACAGGAUAGAACCCAUGCGAGGAUUUUUUUUCUUUAAAUCAAGAGGCACCAGACAGUAAGUUCCAUGAUGAUACUGAACCCUAUGCCUGGGCCCUCUAGGGUGCCUGGAUGGAAGGAAGACCUACAGGAAGAAGGGGGUUUAAACAUGUAUCUGCGCAUCUGCGGAGAUAGCACUCUGGGGCCGCAUAUGGCCUCUGCUCCAGAGAGCGGAGUCCUAAGCCCGGGAACACUGGACAGGAAUGGGACAAAGCUUACACAGCAGCAUCUCUCAGUCUAAGGAGAGGCCCAAACCUGGGGGCCAGGGACUCUCCUACUUUCUCCUCUUACAGGACAGCAUGGCUGGACCCUGACAUUGUCCUGGAUAACUCCCUGGAGGCCCCUGCCACCUGCCUAGAUGGCUGAGAACCAGUGCUCUGGUGUCUGAGGCCGGGGGCCUGAGCCCCUGCAGCUCUGGGGGGCGACGCUCCCGACUGCUGGGUGGGAGCUAAGAAGGGUUGAGAAGCUGAGACUCCUGGUGGAAAGGGGCACCAGACUUGGCCUGAGGCACAGUCACAAUCCAGGUGACGUUGCCCUCUUAGCCAAUACUGCCAACCCGACCCUGUCACCCCAGAGUGACAGAAGCCACUACAGGUGGCUGGGUGACUAAAGGGCUUGUCUUGGGCAGGUCCCCCACCGCACCAAGCCCCAGCCUGCACGGUCCCUCCCGGGUUUGGGUAGGAGGCAGGAGUGCCUCCACCGUCCUCCUCCAGCAGAAUGCAGCUGUAAUUCUGUGUGUCUGGAGUCAGGAGUCUUCUGAGAAGGGCAAAGGAUAAAUGCGGCCCUACCUGCUCGCAGGAAUGCCCUGGGCCACCUGGCAACCCGUCCCCCAGGCUGCCUCGGAUGCUCUUUUGCACUCCCCCAGAAGACAAAGGGGUAAAUAAAUGGGACAUCUUAGCUUGCGCUCUGGGUGUAUUACCAGUCACAGCACGUCAGAGCUGGAAGAGGCUUUAGACCUCACUGGGCCCAAGCCCCCACUCUACAGGUGAGGUAAUGGAGUUGGAAGGGGCAGGGCCUUCCUCAGGUCACACAGCCUGUCAGUGAUGGGGCUGGGAUAGCACUCUUCCCCCACCUUCCUGUCCCAGGCUCUUUGUCUAUCCAGAGGAAGGGGGCAGUGCUGAAUGGCAAUGACCUGGUUAAGAAGGUGGUUAAGAAGGGCAGUGGGCUAUGAAAAUUCUGCUUCAAGAGGUUCAGGUGGGUGAUGGUGGGGUGAUCGGCAUGGCGGGGUCCCAACCCAAGGCGUAUGCAGACUACAGGAGACCCAGUCUUUCUUUGCCUUCUGAGCCUAGCUUCUGCUGGGACCUCAAUAUGCAGUGCUGGCUUGAAGCCCCCUGUUCCCCUUGCCCUUGCUCCAAGAAAAGAGGCCAAAGCAAGGACAGGAAUUCCCCAAAUCCAGGCAGCAGUGGUGGCACAACCAGGAAAUUCCAAAGCCUAUGUUGUGACAGGUGGCCCUUCACAUAUAGGAGCAGCGGGACAGGCAUCUUGUAGGGCACAGGCCCCCUGAGCCUGGUUUCUGUAGUUUACAGUUAGAGCUCUAUUUUGUUAUGGUUUUUAAAUUUUUUAAGUCCUGCUCUAUUUUCCUGGGCAGGUUUAUGUUGGUGUUUACCCACUACAAUUUUUAAAAAAUGUAAGCUCACAUGCCUUCUCCCUGCCACCACUGAACCUACCACCCUGCCCCUGGCCCGGGACUGCCUCCUUGGAGCCCUCCAAUCAAACCCUCCUCACCUGCUCCCAUCCUACACCCCCAUGCGAGGUGCUGGGGGCUCAGCUGAGUGACCAUUCUUCCGUUGCAGGGACCCAAACUUGGUCUAGCAUCCAAUCUGGUCCCCCGUGGCUGUGGUUUGGCCUGUACCCAGCUCUAUCAGAAAGGGGGUGCUGAAAGUAGAAAACCUUCUUCCAAAGUUCAGCUGAUUCUUUCCUCACUGCCUUGGCUGCGGCAGGAGCAGCAAGGGGACAGGGGUCUAGAUGCUGGGCCGAGAGGGCUGGGCUGGACCGGCACAGGAACUCACCUGUGCAGCUGGAGGCUGCAGCCCCUAAGCUUGCGUGAGGCAAGAGAGAACGACUAAGAGUCUUAGCUCUGUGGAGGCAGACAGACCCUCUGGGAAACCCAGGAAGGGUUUUUCUAACUAGGAGAACUCAGCCUCAGGAAAACGUAAGCCCCGUGCAGGGAGAACUUGUUUGGGGGACACAGAGCUGGACUAAAAUGGAUGUUCCUGCAGGCCAAGACUCAGGCAGAGUGCUGAUUUAAGACUGAAUAAGACAGCAGGUGGCUUGAAGACACGCAGGCAUGUAAAAGGGAACAGCCUGUUGGUGAGGUGACUGCACAGGAGCUGGUGUGGAGGCAGAAGAAGAGAUCAGACAGCUUCUCAGAGUCCCUUCCUGCCCAAGAGGACUGACUGUCGCCUUCGCUGCCCGCAUGGGUUGAGGCUCGCUCCUGCUGUGGUAACGACUCGAUCCUGGAUCUCUCCCCUCUCACACGCCAAGCCCCAGACAGGCAACCAAGGGGAAACAGCCACAAACCAGUACUUCACCCUACAGCUUAGUGACCAGCAAGUGCCUGAGGACUAGGGACAGGCAGCGCUUCAGGGCUCGGGAGAGUCUCCUUUCUGCGUACGUUGGGGCUCAGCCUAUAGCGCCCUUUGCCCCGGCCCUGGCUACUCGGCCCUGGUUGCUCCAACAGCCCAGAUGUAUACCUCACCCUUGGGGGGAGGGCAGCUCUCUUCAGGUGGAGCCUCAGGGCCCAGCGCGAUUGGGUUACCUACUUUCAUCCAGGGAAUCAAAUGAUACAGGUGAUGGCAGGGAACAGGAGAGCCAUGGGCGGUGGGGGGGGGGGGGGGGGAACGCUCUUUUUGAUAAAAUGACAGGAGAGACGUCAGAAAAAAACAUCUGCAAGGAGACCCUGGACUGAGUAAUUGAGAGGCUUCUUCCUUUUGUAGGGACCUUUGAGAAAUUUUGACAGCUGUUUGUCUUGGGGUCUAGGGUAGGUGAAGACUGGAGGGGACGCUGCAAGUGUCCUUCAGGGCUGGGAUUCUUGGAAUCAAAAUGUGCUCAGCACAGGAAGAGUCUUGGAGCUCCUACCUGCUGGGGCCCCUGCAGCAUGCAGGGGGGAGUGACUGCAGUCACAGUCAUUUACGCGGCAAGGCUCACCCCAGGCGUUCUUUUCCCAGCACACACCGCUGCCUCUUGGCAGCCGCAGGAGCCAGGCUAGUCUACUCUGGGCAAGAGCCCGAGCUGGCUCUAGAAUGUUUCACUCCCUUCAUCUCUUCCCCAGCUAGAGGACUGUGUGCUUCCUGAUCUCAGAAUACGACCGCCUACUGGGCUCCUCUGUAUCGGAGGGAUAGCCGUAUCCUCAAACCUGGGUUUGAGGCAUAGGUGUAGCUAUUUCCCUGGCUCAGACCUAACCUGGGCUUCAUCCUGGAGAUGAGCAAGGUUGCCAGAGAGGCUCCUGGAGUGGCAUGAGGGAUUAGAUGGGCACUUCCAAGGAACUUCAAAGAGCUCCAUGGAAAGAGGUGCCUGGUAGCUGUAUAUAUGGUCAUAGGCUUUGGGAAGGCGGGACAAUAAAGGGAAACUGGAGAGGAAAAAACAAAUGGGUCUGAUAGCUUUCCCCAGAGCCCUAGGAAGCCUCAUGCCCUCAGAUGGGGUGCACCCUGCUUUGGCCCCCAGACUCCAACUGACCCACCCCCUCCAGGGCCUGCAUAGCUUAGAAAAGCUCACAGCUGGGCAAGGGUUGGGGCUUCAUUGGACCACUGACUUAACUCAGUUUUUGUUAAAAUGGACCCGCUCCCACUGACCUAUUGUCUGUCUCUCUUACACUUCUUAUAAUGGUAGUUAUUUAUUGACUCUGGUAGCGGGCAGUUCUUAAAUAAAGAUGGUUUCUCAACCUGC
Molecule: messenger RNA, 7441 nt
Organism: Balaenoptera musculus (blue whale)
Lineage: Eukaryota; Metazoa; Chordata; Mammalia; Artiodactyla; Balaenopteridae
Gene: CNTN2
Product: contactin 2
Exons: 23
Coding region: 218-3340 (1040 amino acids)
Molecular function (GO): protein binding
Source: RefSeq, a predicted model, not a curated record